AUGCGAAGAAGAAAUUUAUGGGAGGAACUAAAAAGCAUCAAAGAACAGAAAGAAGGACUAUGGAUCAUGAUGGGAGAUUUCAACGAAGUGAGAGAAGAGGGAGAUAGAAUGAUUUCGAGAUUUGAUAACCAUAAUGCAAUGAUUUUUAACACGUUUAUAGCAGAAUCAGGGUUGUUAGAAUAUCAAAUGGGGGGCUACAAGUUCACAUAUAUGCCGGAAGAUGGAUCCAGCCCAAGCAAAAUAGACAGGGUUUUAGUCUGUAACGAGUUUAUGAACAUAUGGCCAAUGGCGAAAUUCGAAGCACUAGCAAGGAACCUAUCGGAUCACAGCCCUAUUUCGCUGGUUUGUUCGUCACCAGACUUUGGUCCUAUUCCUUUUAGAUUCUAUAAUAGUUGGCUGGAAUUAAAUGGAAUUGAAGAAGUGGUACACAAAGUUUUGGGUGAACAUGGAGACGGGUCAAGCUCGGUAAAAGAAGUGGCGGGUAUAUUGAAAAAACUUAAAGGUGACAUAAAGCAAUGGAUAAGUGAGACAAAGAGAAAACAGGAGAAAGAGCUAAAUGAGAACAAGAAAGCUGUAGAAGAUAUCGAAAAAAUGGCAGAAACCCGAAGCCUCACAAGAAUGGAAAAGGAGAAAAGAAUACAAAGCAAAUGGAAAAUAAAGAAGUAUGAGAAAAGGAGGCUGGAAGACUUAAAAUAG
This is a messenger RNA of Helianthus annuus (common sunflower), 696 nucleotides long. RefSeq lists its product as uncharacterized. Bases 1 to 696 code for a protein of 231 amino acids. The transcript has a single exon. Lineage: Eukaryota; Viridiplantae; Streptophyta; Magnoliopsida; Asterales; Asteraceae. The record is from RefSeq and is a predicted model, not a curated record.